Molecule: messenger RNA, 1011 nt
Organism: Rotaria sp. Silwood2
Lineage: Eukaryota; Metazoa; Rotifera; Eurotatoria; Philodinida; Philodinidae
Source: the annotation of a GenBank genome assembly
AUGACUAUCAAAUCAUACUUUGUCGAUAAUAUCAAUCACCGUCGAUAUCCUCUCAAUGGUGUUAUUCCAUCGGGCCGUCAGCCGACUGAAGCACAUGCCAAUAAAUUAUUUCAGAAUCGUGUCAUUGUGGGUGCAUUGAAACUUCCGCCCAAAGUUGAUCUUCGUCCGGAUAUGACAACUGUCGAAAACCAAUACACGGCAAAUAGUUGCGUGGCAAACUCGCUUGCUGGAUCAUAUGAAUAUUUGCUCAAAAAAUCCUAUAGUACACAAAUCGAUGUUUCUCGUCUCUUCAUCUAUUACAAUGCUCGAUAUCGAGAUAAUCCAUCCGGUGAAAUUACAGAUAGUGGUUGUAUGAUUGAUGAGGCCAUCUCAGCGUUGUCUGAAUAUGGUACUUGUCUUGAAUCACUUUGGCCCUAUGAACUUUUAAGCGUAAACAUUCAACCAAGUGCGGAAGCCUACGAAUCUGCCAAAUAUCAUACGAUCGUUGAUUGGCUUCAAGUGAAGAUCAAUCUCAAGGAAAUGAAAGCGGCUCUGGCACAAGGCUAUCCGUUUAUAUUUGGAGCGGAAUUAUUUAAUUCAUUUAGCAUGGCUACUCAAUCAGGUGUAGUGCCCGUACCGACGGCCACAGAAAGGAUCUAUCACUUUGAAUUUUUUAGCUACCAUGCCAUGUUGGCUGUUGGCUAUAGUGAUCGAUCACAGAUGUUUAUUGUUCGAAAUUCGUGGGGUCCGGAAUGGGGGGAUCAAGGUUACUGUUAUAUUCCAUAUGCCUAUCUAGCUGAUCCAAGUUUGUGUUUCGAUGCAUGGGUGAUUCGAAAAUUGGCUACAGAUGACUUUAGUCAACAUGGUUGGUUCUUUCAAGAUACAGUUAAUUUCAGAACAAAAAAUAAUGCCAAUAACUAUACUCCUGCACGUGCGGCUCAAAAUAAUGCAAUUAUUUAUGUUGAAGAGCCUGAUGACCAUCAAGAAGUAACUAAUACAGCAGAAGCGCAACCUACGCUCCACAAAGAAUAA